Molecule: messenger RNA, 1835 nt
Organism: Aplysia californica (California sea hare)
Lineage: Eukaryota; Metazoa; Mollusca; Gastropoda; Aplysiida; Aplysiidae
Product: immune-associated nucleotide-binding protein 9
Exons: 1
Coding region: 132-854 (240 amino acids)
Molecular function (GO): GTP binding
Source: RefSeq, a predicted model, not a curated record
AGGUCAUAAGAAUUGUAUAAUAUGUAAUUGUCCAAUCAAGUUUUGUACAAUUCAUUGUUACGUGUGCAGACAUUGUAACUUGUAGGUUUCAUUUUUUCUUCUCUUCUAUCUAGGUUCAAGAAGCCCCAGGUAUGGCCUCUCCGACGAAGCCUUGCUUUGAUGUGUUGCUCCUGGGGAAGACUGGCCAUGGCAAAUCCGCGACUGGUAACUCUAUCCUGGGGAGUAGAACAUUCAAGGUUUCUUCCUCAACGAGCCCGGAAACUUCCGAGGUCUCCAAGAUUUGGACAGAACGCGACAACUGCGUGAUUAAAGUGAUCGACUGUCCAGGGAUUGGGAAAACCCGACUAGACAAGCCAGAGGCCGUGAACAAAGCAAUGGAGGACUUGAGCAAGGCGAUGAUCACUUGCCCUGGGGGCCUUCACGCUUUGCUUUUUGUUUACAAAUUUGGCUCAUGGUUCAACGAGGAAGAACAGGCCAGGAUAGACUUCCUCAAAGGCGUGCUUGGUAAGGACGUGUUUGAAAAGUACGGCGUAUGUGUGAUGACAAAUGGCGACAACUUUAGAGGUGCCAUGGAGGAGGAAGAAACCCCCCAGAAAACGCCUCUUGUUUGGUGUAGAGAACAAAACAAUACAUUUUCCUGUUUGGUCAAGGAAUGCGGCGAUCGGCUUGUGAUGUUCGACAACAGAUCGAAAGAUCAGAAAAUUAAACAUGACCAGGUAGAAGAGUUAGUGAAGCUUUUGAGAGCUCUUCCAAACCACGAGCUGUACACAAACAAGCAACUUACCCAAAUGCACAAAGAGCGCGAAAAGUUGACAUUAAAAACAAAGCUACCGCAGAUGGAAGAGCAAAUUUAGAGGGACUGCAGACUGCUGAAAGAAUUUUUUUGAGAGAAUCGACCUGAAGCCCCUGGACAGGUGGCAGAUCUGAAGAGAAAAGCGGAUCAGUUGAUUAAAGACAUUGAUGAACAGGAUAAGGAAAUUAGAGUUCUUCAACCUCUCAAGACAAAGAUAGAGUCCGUUUUCAUGAAUUCAUCCUAAUUUGUAAAAAGUACGAAGCAGCCCAACGCGAAAAGACCAAGUGAAACAGGCCCUUGAAAAGAAAGAGGGGGAAUUGAUUCACAAAAGCCGCACAGCAAUGAACUGUUUCACGAGUUACCAAUUACGUAAACAAAGAACCUAUUCCUAUUGUAUGUCCCUUAAGAUUUUUAAUUUGUCCCGAGUUUGGAGAAAAGAAGCAGGUUUGCCUAUUAAUCGGACAGAAAACGGAAUCAUUGUUUGCCUGUGGUUUUGACUUAUGCGACUGUGCUAGUUGGCAUAACUGAGAAUUGCGCCAAAUGCAACUAGCCUUUUAUAUUGGUUGUUGGUCUGUCUUUUUGGUAAAGCCAAAGCGAAAAAUGCGUGGCAAGUUGUACGUGUACCAUUAUUUGAUGAUAACUAUUCUGGUUAAAAACAGUUUUUUUUUUCUAUUCAUCUGAAAAGUAGCAAAAAUGAGAAGUGCCAUUUUGCUAGCGCAGUGAGGAUUUAGGACUUGGAUGUUGUCGAAAACGCUGUACACAUUAUACCUUUGCUGUUGUAGUCGAAGGAAACACCACUGAACAAUUUCCCAUCAUCUUUGUGGGCUUCGAAUGGUUGCAUUGACUUAUUAAGAACUGUUGGUUUUAAAGUUCAAGCUUAGAAGUCCUUGAGCUUGAUCAUCAAUAAUCUAUUUAUAGAGGCACCAGCCAUCCAUGUCCAUGUGCUGUUUUAGCCUCUGUCUCCUGUCUGUUGAUUAGUUGUUGUUUUGUUGUUUUUUUAAUUUGGUUCCACUUCCAUGCACCCUGUUUUCAACCUGGAAAU